UAUUCCACAGAUUUUAUUUUAUAGAUAUUUUUUUAUGAAACGUAGAGGUCAACUCCCAAGUCCCAACAAUAUCAAGGACAACGUAGAGGUCGAUCUAUAGUGUUCGUCACAUCUAGUUGUUAGCAUGGCUUCCUGGUUUUGUUGGGUUGGAAGGGAAAAAAAGGCUCAACCUUCUGAGUCGUUGUUGAAGCAACCAUUCAUGAAAGUGUCCUAUGAAAUGCUCCUCAAAGCAACUGAUAGAUUUUCUUCAGCAAAUUUGAUUGGUGUGGAUAAUUACGGUUCUGUCUAUAAAGGAAUCCUAGAUCAAGGGGAAAUUGUUGCAGUCAAGGUAAUAAAUCUCCUUCGUCGAGGAGCUUCCAAGAGUUUCAUGACCGAGUGUGAGGUCUUCAGAAGUAUCCGACAUAGAAAUUUGGUGAAGGUCAUAACUUCUUGCUCGAGUAUUGAUUUUCAAGGCAAUGAUUUUAAGGCUCUAGUUUAUGAAUUCAUGCCCAACGGAAGUCUACAACAGUGGUUGCAUUCAAGCUCCGAAACAAACAACGGUCAGAGUGAGAUUCAGAGCCUAAACUUGCUUCAGAGAAUAAACAUUGCAAUUGAUGUGGCUUGCGCACUUGAAUAUCUUCACCACCAUUGUCAAACACCAAUAGUUCAUUGUGAUCUAAAUCCAAGCAAUAUCUUCCUUGACAGUGACCUGGUUGCACAUGUAGGGGAAUUUGGACUAGCACGGUUUUUUCAAAAACCCAUAAAUCCAAAACGAAGCAGUUUGAAAAUAAAGGGAACGGAUCGGUCUGCCGCCCCAAAAUAUGGUCUAGGAAGCCAGGUUUCACCAAAAGGGGAUGUAUAUAACUAUGGGAUUGUUGUACUGGAGAUGAUGACAGGGAAGAGGCCCAUUGACCUUAACCUUCAUAAGUUUGCUAGGACGGCUUUACCCGACCAUGUUAUGCAGAUUGUAGACCCAAUACUCGUGAAUAUUGAUGAAGAAGAAGCAACAGCAUUGCCCAAUAGAAAUCGGGUUUCGACAGAAUCAAGAGCUGACAUCAGAAAGAAAUGUCUGACAUCCAUGAUCAAGAUAGGAGUUGCAUGCUCCAUGGAGUCACCACAAGAUCGAAUGGACAUUAGUGAUGUCGUUCGUGUGCUGAAUAUGGUCAGGAACAAUCUUUGAAGAACUCCGUACAGAGCCUAAUGCAUAAAGAGACAUGAAGCUUGAAUGCAGUGAAGGACAUCCGUAACUCCUGUUUGAGAAGCAAGACGAUCUUCUGGACUUCAACUGCAUAAAAUAUUUCAUAUUCAUAUUUGUUCUACUUGUAUCUUCCUUGCUUCAAUUGCAUAAAAUGUUUCUGGACUUGUUGUACGUCUAAAUUCAACAUUUCAGUUGAUAAAAAAUGCCUUUUUAUGCAAAUUUGUAACUUAAACUGUGUAUCUUCUUGUUAGGGCUAACCCAAUGCUCUCCUGUCGGUUAGUGAAGAAGGAAAUCAAGUUUCACAUAUAUUUUGGGUAUAGUGGGACAUGAUGAGUCUCUAAAGUUUUAACAUAUUUUUUUUUUUUAAAUUCUUUUUCUCCUGGUAAAUUAGGGGGAGGGGAACUCAAAUAAGGAUAUACCAUUUGAAAAGUUGGGCACUUUACUCAUUAGGUGAUAUUUUUAAUUCAUUUUUCUCCCUCUUAUUAAAAGUGGU
Cornus florida is the source of this 1670-nucleotide messenger RNA. Its product is annotated as probable LRR receptor-like serine/threonine-protein kinase At3g47570. Gene Ontology annotation, biological process: protein phosphorylation. The transcript is spliced from 3 exons. Gene Ontology annotation, molecular function: ATP binding; protein kinase activity. The record is from RefSeq and is a predicted model, not a curated record. Lineage: Eukaryota; Viridiplantae; Streptophyta; Magnoliopsida; Cornales; Cornaceae. The coding region runs from base 125 to 1159 and encodes 344 amino acids.